AUGGCUCUCGUAGUGGGCGCCGACGCGGGCCGGCCACUUCUGACGCCAUUUAUCAAACUCAUUGCACACGCAGUGUUGUUGUGUGCGUGGUUCUGCCUACAACCCCUGGGGACGAAAGGGCGCGCAGGGCCUGCGUGCAAGUUGUACGAAUUUUCAUGUGACAACGGGAAGUGCGUCGGUCUGAACCGCUACUGCGAUGGCACCGACGACUGCGGAGAUGGGAGUGAUGAACCCGUGGCCUGCUCAAACUGCAACCGCACCUACUACGGCCAGCAUGGCGCCAAGUAUGCACUGCGCAUGAGCGAACCCUUUCAACGUCACCUGUCCUUCGUGUGUCGGAUGGAGUUCAUCGCCGCCGGUGGGGAGAUGGGAGACCUGGUGGAGAUUUCCUUCCUGUCCUUCCAAGUAGGCUUCUACCACCGUGCCAGCAACUCCACUCCGAGCUGCCUGCAAGGCCACAUGCAAGUCUCCGAAGAGCUCGAGAUGAACGCGCUGGCGGUGACGAUGCAGCCGUACAGUCUGCAGGCCCUGCUGCUCACGAAGGAGCACCCUCACCACCGUAGUCACCACAACACCAUUGCACGGCUAGCUUCGCCCGACCGAGGAUCUUCUCCUCAAGCCCCGCAUGUUAACAUCAACCCACCAGAGUUCGGUGGGUUUUGUGGGAGCCUCGUAGGUCGAAGUGCCGCCUUUUACAGCUCGCGUCGAAACGUCAGUCUGACUGUAACCUUUCCCGUCACGUCUACCAUCAAUAUGGCGACAGCAGGAGUGUUCCUGACUUAUCGCUUCCUGAAGAGUGCCGAAUCCCGCCGUGACGGUGUAUACUACGGAGAUAAAGUACUCGGAAGCUACUGCGACCGCGUGCUGACGAACUGCCACGAACGAAACUGUCGAGUUCGUUCACCAAAUUAUCCGGGCUUCUACUUGAGGAACGUCACCUGCACUUACCACGUCCACCAGACAUACUCGCCUCCAGGAAAAGUUGCACAGAUUGUGUUCCACCAGAAGAACGAGUACAAAAUUAGCAUUCACAGUGGUCUAGCCAAUGCUGGCGGUAUCCUAGCCCUGACGACGGAGUGUGCCGGAGACGUGGUGCAGAUAUCAGACGGUGCUCCCGAAAGUGAACGCGAUGCUCUGGUGCUACUUCAGUUCUGUGGAUCUGGUCAGCUUCCGGAAGUCAUCUCCUCGGGACCAGACGCGACUGUGCGACUCAUCAGCGUCCCUUUCCAGCAGCUGCUUGACUCUCGCGUCGAAAUGGAUGUGUCGGUGCGAUUCAUCGAUCCUACGGAGCUUCGAUUAGUUGGAAGGUCCUGCAAAUUUGUCGUCGACAGCUCCGAAAGUCGUUCUGGAUCCAUCUACACGCCUAGACAGACUCUUCCAGACAACACAGUAUGCACGUUCGAGUUCCGGGGCCGCUCACGCUUUGACCGCGUUUGGCUCUACUUCACCAGUUACUUCGUACCAGACAGACAACCGUGGUCCAGUGUCGAAAAAUGUGACGUAAGUCAAUUGGAAGUCUACGAUUCCCCAGUGUUUGAUACGGACUUCGUGCCACCACCAGUGCUGCAAAAGAGCUUCCAGAAUGGGGGACAUACGGGAGAAAAAAACGCCAGCGAUCACAGCGCUAUGGCAGGUUUCGUGGGACGCUUCUGCGAGAAGUCCAUCCCCCGCAUAUGCAGUCACGCAAACGACUAUCCAGGCCUUGUGCCACCGCGUCCAUGCCACUUAGAGACUGAAAGCUACUUGUCUAGCAGCCCAAGAAUGGCUCUCUUGUAUAGAGUUUUUGGCAAUGGCGAUGUGACAUCAAAGACGAGCUCCUUUGUUGCCCGCUACGAGUUCGUGGACACAUCACAGAACGGUGCCCCCGUUAACAACAGUCACUGCGACCGCGUGUUCCGGAGCAAAACAAAAUCACGUGGUCGCGUAGCCUCACCAAGGAACACAUUUUUCUACGGUCGAGGGGGCCGACGGGACCUCGUGUGCACGUAUCGCUUCCAAGGCACUUCUUCUCAACGUGUACGCCUGCGGUUUGACAAAGUUUUCUUCGCUUCGGAAGGUUGCUCCACGGCGUACGAUUCCACUCAGCUGCGCUACACUUGUAAAUAUGGUGGUCGCCACUUUGUGGCUGCCUUUGGGCCAAGUGCCGGCAAACAACGGCAUGCUGAACUCAGGAUCACAGAAUCAUGGUUGGCCAUUUCCAUACCAGCCGGCUGCAUAUGCAGCAACUCCACUUUUUUGCCAUCUCCUUUAGAUGUCACAUCGGUGGGCAGUGAACUGCUCCUUAGCUUCGUCGUUAGUGGAAUGACUGUUGAUGAAGAUUUCACAAACUUUGGAUUCGAAGCGAGUUACGAGUUCUUGCCCCCAAGUGACUGCGGCGGAGACACGGGGCUUCUCCGAGGAAUUGUUGGAGAAGCAUCACUGGCGCUCACGGCCACCCGCGAUGACAACAGUCUCGGAAGUCCGGGCAUGGGUGCAUAUCGCUCCGGCGUAUUUAAACGAUGCCGCUGGCUUCUUGAAGCCUCCCCCGAAAAAUUCCUCUAUCUCAACGUGAUCGGGGGAAAGCGUCAGUCACGAAACUGCGGCGACAGCCGCCUGCUCGUGCAUUCUGGUGAAGAUUUCACGCACACUACGAUCAUUUGUGCAUACUCUAGCAGUGACGACGCAAUGCAGGAAAGCAUGCCCGCGGUCGACAUUUUCUCGCCUUCCUGGUCCAACGGCUCUAACGUGGUGUCUUCGCCGUCGUCCACAAGGCCAGAACGCCUGCUUCUCGAAACCCUCUGCACGGGAAGUUCCACUCCGUUCAGGGUCAGGUGGAUGGAGGUCACCCGGCCUUUCUUCAAAUCUAACACCGGACAGUCUCUUCGAAACGUGGAUUGUCUCUACGAAUGUCCCGAACUGGAUGCCUGCAUCAGCCCGGAACUUUGGUGCGACGGAGAAACGCACUGCCCAUCCGGUUACGACGAGGUGCCAGAGAAUUGUUCUAGGUUUCCCACGCUUCCUGUAACGCUUGGUUGCGUCGGUGCUGUCGCCAUAUUUAUUCUCGCAUUUGCGACGCUAACAUUGAUGAGGCGUUCUUGCCAGUUCCGCAAAUGUAAAGCCGAUGGCACAGCAUCAGCCACUCGGCCAGUGGGAUCCGAGGAAAUGCCCAUGGACAGCAUAUGACAGGAAGCUCCAGAGAAAGUGGAACCUCAACAAAGUGGUCGGCUUGAGAAGGUCACUGUUACGGGUAGCAAAAUAACAAAUGGUGAACAUUCCUAGCAGAUUGUGCUUAUGGCUUGAAAACAGGCAUUGCGUAUCAUCGACAUGCGCCUGUGUAUUGCUGGCUGUGCGAAGAAGGUGCAAAAAUGCAAAAGGACGCCUGCACACUCAAAUCAACUGCCUUGUACAAGCGUCACUCUGUGUACAUCGUAUGCGCAGUCGGGCGUUGUGGAGUGCGAAGUCCUACAAUUAGGAACAUGUAUGGUUUCAAUGCAAAGUGGCGAGCGUAUAAUGCACAUACUAUGUAACAUUACGGACACUGUGUCGCUGUUUCGUUACUCUGCAUUCUCAAGUGUUGUGUUGUCACAGAGCGGGGUCGUCUGUAGCGACAGCUGUAAUAAGAAAACCUAAAGGAAGACGCAUUGGUGUGACCUAAAUGAGAAAAUCUUGCCCUGCCUCUGUGUGAAGCAUGCGGCGCGAGUGAAAGAGAACAUUACCAGCAUGCCGUAAGAUCGCCGAACCUUUGGACCACUGUGGACACUGGCAUGAUGUGUGUUAUGAUGUGACGUUCCAGAAAUGUGGUAUCUCAGCCUGUACUUCCUUGUCUAUUAGCGCGAGUGACUGUGUUUUCGCUAACAUAUUUUGAUAUUUCGGGAUUUUUUUUUUUGUGUAGCCUCACUGUUAAGUUUAGCUAUUGCAUCCUCUCUGCCACUUCAAAAUAUUUGGGCAGAUUAACAAAACUAUUUUUCAGUGUCAAUAGUUUUGCAUCGUGAGACAUUUCACCCUUGUCGCUAUCGUGAGUUGCGGGACCGAACGGAGGCCAACGCAGAAGCGUUACUACAAAAAACACGUUUGGUAAGUGUAAAUUGCGUGAAAUACUUUGGUUAUGAGCAUUUUAACAGUUUCGUGGAGAAACUUCGGCAACAAAUACUCAUAUAUGUGAGGCAUUACAUGAGAAAUAUGGGUUUGUUUGUGAUUUUGAAGAAGCUAUUUUAUAUAAUUGCGACUUGUUUAUUAGUGAAAGUUUUACUUGAAUAAUAAAUGUUUGUUUCAUUUUUCACUUACGAGCAACGUCGUUAACUUGUCAGGUACUGAUUAGCAUUUGCUUAGAAGGUGGUUAAAACAGCGGCAUGUAAUCAUCACAAAUUUUUGGAAUUGUGAAAUGUACAUGUGUAUGUACACAUUCAUGACGAGAGAAAUUGGGACAUAAUUUGCUUGGAUGCGAUUAUAUAAAGCGCCUAAUGUAAAUGUUGCAGGGCACCGACUUCUGCAAAUUAAAAUAUAUUUCGGGCAGAUAAUACAAGUUACUUCGUUGCUGGGUGUCAGACAUUCUUCAAUAAAGCAUCGGGGUUGUACAAAUGCGCUUUUGACUUAACAACACAGUAAAUUUAGUUAUCCCUUAGGAUGUUAAUUUUGAAGCUGGAUACUGAGUCUGCAUACCAAACACAGCAACUAAGGGGUGGGAAAGGACGGAUGAGAUACAGGUACUGUAUCAGGCUUGUGUGUCUAAUGUUUUUAUUUGCCUCGAUAAGAAAACAAUUAUUGCUUUAAAUUCGUACUGUCAAGACCGUUCAAUGCCACUAUAAUAGCUACUUCUUAUGACGGUAAGCGUAUUCAUUCCUCGUGCUGAAAAAUGCCCAUGCGAAGGUUGCUUGAAUUAUACUUGAUGAACAUGAAAU
Molecule: messenger RNA, 4877 nt
Organism: Dermacentor silvarum
Lineage: Eukaryota; Metazoa; Arthropoda; Arachnida; Ixodida; Ixodidae
Exons: 5
Coding region: 1-3162 (1053 amino acids)
Cellular component (GO): plasma membrane
Molecular function (GO): protein binding
Source: RefSeq, a predicted model, not a curated record